CAAGAGCAACAGCAACAGUUGCUGGCACAACAGCAUCUGCAGCAACAGCAGCAACAGUUGCUGCCACAGUACCAACAGUUGCUGCCACAGGUGCAUCAACAUUUCGACUACUCACAGCAGUUGAGCUCUUUCCAUGACCACGCCCACACACAAAACGCCUACGUGACGCAGCCAAGUCGCGAGUUUCAAGCGCCCUACUACUAAGUAUACCCCUCCCAUGCCCCCAGGCCCACUUCCUGCUCCUCACUCCCUCAUUCCCACCCA
Molecule: messenger RNA, 264 nt
Organism: Drosophila arizonae
Lineage: Eukaryota; Metazoa; Arthropoda; Insecta; Diptera; Drosophilidae
Source: RefSeq, a predicted model, not a curated record